UAAACUGUCAUUCUCAUUCGUGGUGAAAAUUUUUGCUCAAAUUGGUUGCGUUUAGUUCAGAGUGGAACAAAAUUCGUUUUUGAACUCAAAUACGUGUUAAAACGAAAAUUUUCUUGGGUAUAUUAUGAACGGAGCAGUCGUAAUGGGUGGUGCUAACGAUUACGCUAACAGUGGUGGCAGUAGCAACAGCAACAUUAACGAGUCUUCCCCUGUUCGGGAUGAUUAUCGUAAAGACGGUUCCGAAGAGCCAUCCCCGGCGAAGUCUUCGUCUUCUAAACGCGAAAAAGACCGCGACCGUGACAGCCGUGAAAGUCGCGGAAAGGACCGUGACCAUGACAGCCGUGAUCGCAGCCGUGACAGAGAUCGUGGUCGUGACCGUCGCGAUCGUGAGCGAGAUCGUGACCAGAUAAAUCAUCCUUCUAAAAAUGUUUACGUUGAGCCGACGAAAACUGCUAAAAGCCCUCGGCUAGUAGAAGCAGAGCCAGGUGCGGUGAACCGCGUUCGAGCAGCAUCAACAGCCCUGAUAUCAAAUACGAAAAUUCCGUCGUACAUUGCACAACCAGUGUAUGAUCUCCGUCAGACGGCGGAUGUAGCGUUUGGGCCCGGAACUCGUUCGGCUCUUCUGGGCAUACUGGGCGGAGCUUUACCACGGCUAACCACCGAACAACAUGAACUGGUUACUCGGGCUAAAAAGUACGCCAUGGAGCAGAGUAUCAAAAUGGUGCUAAUGAAGCAAACGCUUGCCCACCAACAGCAGCAGUUGGCCAGUCAGCGGACCCAGGUGCAGCGGCAGCAGGCUCUAGCCCUGAUGUGCAGAGUAUACGUGGGCAGCAUUUCAUUUGAACUUAAGGAAGAUACAAUCCGCGCGGCGUUCCUCCCGUUUGGUCCCAUAAAAUCGAUCAACAUGUCGUGGGAUCCGAUCACGCAAAAGCACAAAGGUUUCGCCUUCGUAGAGUAUGAAAUACCGGAGGGGGCACAACUUGCACUGGAACAGAUGAAUGGAGCAAUGCUGGGAGGGCGAAACAUAAAGGUUGGGCGACCAAGCAACAUGCCGCAGGCUCAGCAAGUUAUUGACGAAAUUCAAGAGGAAGCUAAGAACUACAAUCGCAUCUACAUUGCAUCCAUCCAUCCGGACUUGACCGAAGAGGACAUAAAGAGUGUCUUCGAGGCAUUUGGGCCAAUUGUCAUCUGUAAGAUGUCCCAGGGUAGUGCCGCUCACACGCACAAGGGUUACGCGUUUAUCGAGUACCAAACGAACCAGUCGGCGAUUGAGGCUAUCGCUAGCAUGAAUCUCUUUGAUUUAGGUGGACAGCUGCUGAGGGUUGGUCGUUCCAUUACACCACCGAAUGCGCUGAUGGGUCCAGCUGCGAACUCCGCGAUGCCAACGGCAGCGGCCGUUGCUGCAGCUGCUGCCACAGCUAAGAUCCAAGCUAUGGACGCCGUUGCAACCAACGCCGUGCUGGGUCUGUCGGCUACAUCACCGACAUUAAAAGUUGGUCUUGGAACCUUGCCAAUCACACAGACUAUCACUACGGCCUCGAAUGCAGGUCUAGUUGCACAAACACAGCUAGCAGUCGCCGGACAAGCGGCAGUUAUUGCGCAACCUGGAUUGCUAGUGCCGCCAGUGACCAAUGUCACUAGUUUGACAUCAUCACUACUGGGCAGUCCUGUUUUGGCUAAUACAGCUGUGCCAUUGCAGGCCGUAUUAAGCGGAGCUAAUCCAGCGGCCGUUGCUGCAGCAACCGCGGCUGCUGCGGUUGCAGCAGCAGCUGCUGCUGCCAAUCCAAAUGCUACAGCCGAAGAAGUGCUUAAGAAAGCCCAGGAAAAGCAACAAGAAGAAUUGCAAAAGAAGCUGCUAGAGGAAGGUGAGCCGCAGACUCUGCAGCAACAAGAAACAAUGUCAAUCAAGGGCCAAAGCGCACGUCAUCUGGUUAUGCAACGGUUGAUGCGUCCACGUGAAAGUAAGGUCAUUAUUCUGCGUAAUAUGGUGGGUCCCGAGGAUGUAGAUGAAACGCUGCAGGAAGAGAUUCAGGACGAGUGUGGUAAAUAUGGAAUUGUGGAGCGGGUUAUUAUCUACAAGGAGCGCCAAUCUGAAGGUGACUAUGCCGAGGACGACAACACCGACGUAAUUGUCAAGAUUUUUGUCGAAUUCUCACAGGCCGCCGAAGCAGAUAAAGCCUGCGAAGCACUCCACGGUCGCUAUUUUGCUGGCCGACUGGUCAAGGCCGAGUCCUAUGACCAAGCGCUCUUUGACCAUGGCGAUCUGUCUGGUUAAGAUAGCAACACAGACGAAGAGCGUGACCACACUCUGAUCCGCCUUGAAUCUUCAAAUGCAAAGCGUUUCUUCUAUUUUAAUGAAAAGCAGAAACUAUUUCAACAUCUACCCCAGCGCCAGUUAGUAUUAAGGAUAAAUGUGUAUGAUCUAUUUUACUAUUCACUAUUACCCGUGGCGAGAGCAUGAAAAGAGAUAAAUCACAUAAGCAAAAGUAUAUACCUAUACCUAAGAACACACUUGUUGAGUCACAAUUAAACAAAGUGAAAACGAUUGAUUUGCUAAUCAUAACAAUUUAAUUAUAGCCUAUUAUUAUAAUUGUAUAUACAAUAGCGCUUCUCAUAAGCAGAUCAAAUAAAGCUUCAUUAUUUUAAAAACGGA
This is a messenger RNA of Topomyia yanbarensis, 2653 nucleotides long. RefSeq names its product poly(U)-binding-splicing factor half pint-like. Gene Ontology annotation, molecular function: RNA binding. The record is from RefSeq and is a predicted model, not a curated record. Gene Ontology annotation, cellular component: catalytic step 2 spliceosome; precatalytic spliceosome. The transcript has 6 exons. Gene Ontology annotation, biological process: alternative mRNA splicing, via spliceosome; mRNA splice site recognition; regulation of alternative mRNA splicing, via spliceosome. The coding region runs from base 125 to 2275 and encodes 716 amino acids. NCBI's taxonomy places the organism in Eukaryota, Metazoa, Arthropoda, Insecta, Diptera, Culicidae.